GUUCAUUCGAGUCACUGUGAGUACCAUUCAUAACCCCACACUCUACAAGAUGGCCAUUCUAGAAUCAAACCUCCAGGCCUUCCUGUCCGUGGACCAUCUGCGAUAUACACUAGCAGCCGAUCGUGCUCAGGCUCAGGCUGUGAUCGAGACAAGGAUUGACGAGGAAAGCGUCCGCCGUCCUGGCGGAAAACGCGUUGCGAAACGCUUGAAGGCACUAUCAAUAUUACGGCUCGACUUAAAUGGCACAAAUGCAACGCCCUCGAUUUGCACCGGUCGCUUAUGUCGCGGAGCAGACCGAUACGGCUCACUCGAGCCCUUUGGCAUCGGUCGACGAUGACACCAGGUGGACUUCGCUUGUUUGGUGUCCUGCUGAUUUCCCUGCCGAGCUGUUUGAGACGGCGGUGUCACAGCUCAUCCACCAUCCGGAAUACAACUCGACUCUGAUCCUUCGAUCCGAAACCGUCUCAGAAUCGACGUCCAGCUUCAGUUCCGCGAUACCUGCGCUCAGGAGCUUGCGGACAGUGAGGACCAUCCACAGGAGAUUGCUUCCUCGUCGUCCGGGACGUGAUGCUGGCUUGGAACAGCAUUGUACGCUCUACGCACCCGAAGGAGAAGGAGACGCAGCCGAUGACAUACCGACUACCCUUGUCCUCACCCCUAUCUUCAAGGCGGCAGCGGCAACGCUACCAUACUACCAUCCAGCCGUUUCUCAUCUCGCGUUCCGAUAUCUCGUACAGGAUCCUCCGAUCUUACGCAUCGAAGUGCUCCCGCUUUCAGGCACACCAACGGAUAUCAACUCCAGAUUAUACCGGACAUGUCUGGCGCUCUUGGAGACAUUGCACCGCUACGGAUGGGGCGCUAUGACGAACUAUAAGAAGCGGGUGCUGCAUGACUGUAUCAUUCCUCGGGAGCCGUACCAAGAUCUAUACCUCAUUAUGCGAGAACGACACAAGCAUCUGGUGAACACUUGGCAGGAAAUCACUGACCCACUCAAGCAUGUCUUCGAGGACAUAGGAAUCGCAACCUUUCUGAUGCUUCUAUGGAAAGAUACGUACGCUGAUUCUACGCCCCAACCCGCAUCGGAGCCAAACGCGACGGAGCCUUGGAAGAGCUGGCCUCGUCCGCCUGCUGGGUUUCUCGACCUAGGGUGCGGGAAUGGACUUCUCACUCACAUACUCACUGCCGAGGGCUAUGAGGGUAUGGGUAUCGACCUGCGAGCACGCACUUCCUGGUCGCACUAUCCUGCGCCCACUCAGGCACAGCUUCGUGUGGAGGCUCUGGAUCCCACCGAGCUAGACGACCCAGCGACGCUGUCCUCUCACCCGUACUUAUGUCCAGGGGUCUUCGUCAUAGGCAACCACGCAGAUGAACUCACGCCUUGGGUUCCAGUGCUGUCCGCUCUAUGCUCUGCGUCAGGAUACCUGUCUAUCCCCUGUUGUGCUUGGACCUUCGACAUGCGCUAUGAACGCUCCAGAAAUACAGCUUACCCAAUGCCAGAUGGCUUCGUGGAAAGUCUAAACCUCGGCGGUGAAGGAAGCAACACCAGCUCGUACUCAUCCUACCGGAUCUGGCUUGCUUCGUUGAGCUUGCACCUGGGAUGGGAAGUAGAAUGCGAGGCGCUGAGGAUACCAAGCACAAGGAACUGGGCUAUCAUUGGGAGGACGAGGACGUCGGAUGAUGGCGUUGCACAACUCGCAGAAUACGAGCAUCGAGCGAAGCAGAUUUUCCAGACAGUCCGAGAAAGGGGCUUAUUCAAGACAAGGCGCCCAGAGGGGAAAGCGGGAGGUGAUCAUUGAUUGUUCCCUGAUAUACUCCACGCGCUGCAUAGUAGUCAACCGACGCCAUUUUCGACGGAAUGCUGCCAUGACAGUACUUACGCUCGGACGCAGUACUAUACAUGAACACUGAAAGUGUGCCACGGUAUUUAUUACAUCACACGGGAGCAACGGGAUUGUACUCCCUCGAAAUAUAUGUGUCUCCAAAUCA
This is a messenger RNA of Rhodofomes roseus, 1986 nucleotides long. RefSeq lists its product as uncharacterized. The record is from RefSeq and is a predicted model, not a curated record. The coding region runs from base 240 to 1796 and encodes 518 amino acids. NCBI's taxonomy places the organism in Eukaryota, Fungi, Basidiomycota, Agaricomycetes, Polyporales, Fomitopsidaceae. Gene Ontology annotation, biological process: tRNA methylation. Gene Ontology annotation, molecular function: tRNA (uridine) methyltransferase activity. The transcript is spliced from 5 exons.